UUAACCACGUUUAUCGUUAAAGUGAUUUCCGGUAGAAACUUUAAUAUAAAAAAACAGAAGCUGUCAACAAAUUACUUGUCAAUUAUAAUUUAAACGUAAGAUUCUCAUCAUGGCUGGCGCGAUGUUGUUCGAAAGAGCCCAAUCUGUAUCUGAUUCUAAUCGUGAAAAAGAUAUAAUACUGUUAAACAAACUGAAACGCGCAGAGGAGGACGAGGAGAACGAUGAGGAUAUCAAGGCGAAGGAGCAGGAUAUAUUAAACUUGGGCGAAAAAUACAAAAAAGAAGGUAAAGCUAAAGAACUUGCCGAUUUAAUAAAAGCAACAAGACCGUUUCUAAGCUUAAUCAGUAAAGCAAAAGCGGCAAAACUAGUUAGAUCCCUAGUAGAUUUCUUUCUCGAUCUUGAAGCUGGAAUCGGCAUUGAAGUGCAAUUAUGCAAAGAAUGUAUAGAAUGGGCGAAGGAAGAAAAACGCACUUUUCUUCGCCAAUCAUUAGAGGCUCGAUUAAUCGCCCUCUAUUUCGAUACUGGUAUGUUUACGGAAGCGCUUCAACUAGGAUCAACUUUAUUAAAAGAAUUAAAAAAGUUAGAUGAUAAAAACCUUCUCGUCGAAGUGCAACUAUUAGAAAGCAAAACUUAUCAUGCUUUGAGUAAUUUGCAAAAAGCUCGUGCCGCCCUCACAUCAGCUCGCACGACCGCAAAUGCCAUCUAUUGUCCGCCCAAAAUGCAAGCUUCGCUGGAUUUACAAUCAGGUAUUUUACACGCGGCCGAUGAAAAGGACUUUAAAACGGCCUAUUCUUACUUUUACGAAGCGUUUGAAGGUUUCGAUAGCGUUGAAUCGCCGAAAGCUUUAACGGCGUUAAAAUACAUGUUGCUUUCGAAAAUCAUGUUGAACAACCCCGAAGACGUUCAGCAAAUCGUUAGUGGUAAAUUGGCGAUUAAAUACGCCGGUCGUGAUAUUGAAGCGAUGAAAAGUGUCGCUCAGGCUUCUCAUAAACGCUCCCUAGCCGAUUUUCAAAUGGCCGUUAAACAAUACAAAGCGGAAUUGGAGGAUGAUGUGAUCGUUAGAGCACAUUUGGGAACUUUAUACGACAAUAUGUUGGAACAGAAUUUGUGUCGCAUUAUUGAACCUUAUUCAAGAGUCGAAGUCGAUUAUAUCGCGAAAACUAUCAAACUUCCAAUGCCACAAGUUGAGAAGAAAUUAUCGCAAAUGAUUUUGGAUGCGAAAUUUCAUGGAAUUUUAGAUCAAGGUGAAGGUGUCUUAAUAGUGUUUGAAGAAACAGCAGUAGAUAAAACAUAUGAAAUGGCAUUAGAGACGAUACAAAGCAUGAGUAAAGUGGUGGAUACGUUAUAUCAAAAAGCGAAAAAGUUGUCAUAGGUUCACAUUUUUCUCUAAACUAAGCAGAUAGCUGUAAAUUUUAUUAAUCUUAUUAUUAAAAAAAAAGAAACAGACUGUAUUUUUCCUACUUUAACGAGAAACGAUUAUAGACAAAGCAGAUUUGUUAUUUUUGUUUUCUCUGUGUCCCACCAACCCUCACGCGCGUUCUGUUGUCUCUUUAUAGGAUGUAAUUUAAUCUAUAUUAUGGCUUUACGUUAUCUCUCAACCCCCUCGAACAAGAACCGUUUAAUUUUUUUUUAUUAGUUUGUCUACUUGUUUCGAAGAGGCGUUCUUUAACAAUUCUAUUUGAUGUGUAAAUAUAUGAAAAAAAAUCAAUUAACUGAAGUUAGGAAUGGGUUUUUAUUAACCGUGUGAACUACUUAAUAAAAUUGAAAUAAAAAGAUUUAUUAAAAAA
Onthophagus taurus is the source of this 1787-nucleotide messenger RNA. RefSeq names its product Regulatory particle non-ATPase 6 (gene Rpn6). The record is from RefSeq and is a predicted model, not a curated record. NCBI's taxonomy places the organism in Eukaryota, Metazoa, Arthropoda, Insecta, Coleoptera, Scarabaeidae.